Messenger RNA from Nothobranchius furzeri (turquoise killifish), 2694 nucleotides. It is a transcript of the gene mep1a.2, whose product is annotated as meprin A, alpha (PABA peptide hydrolase), tandem duplicate 2. Gene Ontology annotation, biological process: proteolysis. NCBI's taxonomy places the organism in Eukaryota, Metazoa, Chordata, Actinopteri, Cyprinodontiformes, Nothobranchiidae. The record is from RefSeq and is a predicted model, not a curated record. Gene Ontology annotation, molecular function: zinc ion binding; protein binding; metalloendopeptidase activity. Gene Ontology annotation, cellular component: membrane.
CACUUGUGACUGCAUCAGCAAACCUGUGGUCUGGCUCUGGACUCGGACACCCUCUAGCAUGCACGCCUUUAGAGCUGCAGCAAGAACCGGACCAAAUCUGUAACUUAUUAAAAACUAUAAUCCAGAUCAAAGUUCCUCUUCAGUUCCUUCCUUUGUCAGCAGGUUUGUGUGGCUGCCAGAGGAAGGCGCUUCCAUCGGAAUAACAACAUGGGAUCUGGAGGUGGUUUGAGGAGAAUUGCUGCGCUCAUUGGACUUUUUGUCAUCUUCAAGGCACAGGCCUUUCCGACCGUCGCUGAUGAAGAUGCAGAUGCAGGUGAACUGAGAGAUGAUAUUCCAGAGAUUAACAGAGGACUGGAACACCUGCUUGAGGGGGACAUUGCAGCUGGUGUGAGUGGCCCAAAACUGAGCAGGAAUGCAAUUGUAAACCAGACCAGAAGGUGGGCGUUUCCCAUACCAUACAUCCUAACGGACUCCUUGGAGCUGAAUGCCAAAGGUGUGAUUCUCCAGGCGUUGGAAGAGUACCGCAUGAGAUCCUGUGUGGACUUCAAGCCCUAUGAAGGAGAGACUAGCUUCAUCUCUUUCACCAAACUUUCUGGGUGUUGGUCAUACGUUGGAGACGAGAGAAAAGGCCAGAAUGUGUCCAUUGGGGAAAGAUGUGACACCAAGGCUAUCGUGGAACACGAGCUCCUCCACGCUUUGGGUUUCUACCAUGAACAGUCUCGUUCGGACAGAGACGACUACGUUAAGAUUUGGUGGGACCAGAUCGAAGAAGGGAAGGAGCACAAUUUUAAUAAGUAUGAGGAUGACUUCAUCACUGACCUGAACACUCCGUAUGACUACGAGUCCAUCAUGCACUACAGACCCCUGUCCUUCAACAAGGAUGAAACCACCCCAACCAUAACAACCACCACACCGUACUUUAACACUGUUAUUGGUCAGCGGCUGGACUUCAGUGAAGUGGACAUCACCAGACUCAACCGCAUGUAUGACUGUGCCAACACCCUCACUCUCCUGGACCAGUGCUCUUUUGAACAGAUAGACAUCUGUGGAAUGAUCCAAAACGAGGAGGACAAUGCAGACUGGGUUCAGAUCCUGAGCAGUCCAAGUGAUGCAGAUCACACUCUAGCAGGCCGUUGCAGAGAUUCUGGCUACUUUAUGAAGUUUGACACAUCUACUGGUGCAGCAGGCAGCAGCGCCCUGCUGGAGUCACGUAUCCUCUACCCGAAGAGAGACGAACAGUGUCUGCAGUUCUUCUACAGGAUGACUGGAGCGGCCGGGGACCAGCUGGUGUUAUGGAUCAGGACUGAUGAUGGAACAGGGACGGUGAGAAAUGUCAAGAAGAUCCUCACCAUUACAGGUGAUGGAGAUGACGCCUGGAAAAUAGCCCAUGUUACUUUGAAAGUGACAGAAAAAUUCCGUUAUUUCUUCCAAGGAAUCAGGGGAUCAUCCAACUCCUCAGGUGCCAUUUUGAUUGAUGACAUCACCCUCACCGAGACUGUCUGCCCAAGUCUUGUUUGGCAGCUUCGUAACUUUACCCAUUUUCUUACCACCACUCCUGUUGGCACGUUUCUUCGAAGCAAAUGCUUCUACAACAUGGAGGGCUACUCUUUUGGUAUCAGUGUUUACCCAAAUGGAAGAGAAAGUAAUUACUCAGACUACGUUGGCAUCUUCCUGCACCUCUGCAGCGGGGAAAACGAUGCAGUCAUGCAGUGGCCAGUAGAAAACAGACAGGUCACCGCUGUUGUGAUGGACCAGGAUCCAGAUGUUAAACUAAGGAUGUCCUCCACAAGAAGCUUCACAACAGACGCGAAUGCUCGCUGGAACAAACCGACGGCCUCUUCAGGAGCCGUUUGGGACGAAAGCUGCCGAUGCUUCCGUGGUCCCGACUUUGGCUGGAGGACGUUCAUUUCUCACAAUCACCUAAAAAGAAGAAGCUUCCUAAAAAAUGACGACCUCAUUAUUACAGCUGACUUCAACGAUUUGACCCACCUGAUCCAGACAGAGGUCCCAGUCCAACCGGACAUGAAAACGCACGAUGAGGAGGAAGUCGAAGAGGUGGAAGUGAAACACAACAAUCCGAAACCCAGAGAAGCGCGUGCUGCUGACGCCUGUCACCCUAACCCGUGCUUUAAUGGAGGCCUGUGUGUGGAGAGUGCAGGGACCUUCAGCUGCAGAUGUGAAACAAGCCAGGCAGCUUUCUCCGUGGGGUCACGGUGCGAGGUCAUGCACGCUGACAGAGGGAUUCUGGGAGCUCUCAUUGGUGGAGCAGCAGGAGCUGUCGUUCUGACACUGGUCAUCUUCGCCGUCAUCAAGAAAACUCAAACAAACACAUUUUAGAAGAUUCCCGGUUCCUCUGAAUGUGAAAAUGUUCCUUUUAUAAAAUGCACUCAUGAGUCAUAAAAGUCAUCGUUAUUCUUAUUAGAGUUAUUUCACGUCUGCUGAAGGCUGCCAGUCAAUAAUGUGACUUAUUCUUUAUUCACAUCUUUAUUUCAUGACAUCAUUCAGCUACGUACACGCUUACACAAACAUCAUAUACGGCGUUAAAUUCAUGUAAAACUAUAUAAACUUACAGAUUUGUCUUUAAAUGAACGGCUCAAAGCUAUUUACAGUCAGCAUGACGUUAGAAUAUGUGAAAAGGUCCAGUGAUACUGUAUGUUUGCACUUCGAGCCAGACAUUAAACCUAUACAUCUAUA